AAAGCUCGGAUCCGGUGCGGAGCUGGCCGCUGGCGGGGCGACUUACUACGUAGUUGAUCCAGGCCCUCGUGAUUGGCCUCGUGACCUUGGGUGGAGGCGGCGGCUGCUCAUCGAAGACGGGGGAGCGAUGAGGCGGCGAGGGAGACGCAGAGGAGCAUGUCAUCGGCGAAAGCUGAGGUGACGCCGCGAAAGCUGAACAUGUCCACCAUCAUGGCCAUUGGCCGAGAUAUAGUCACCAGCCCAGUCACUACUAGGGCUCUCUCGCCGUGUUUCCCCCUCGCCUGUGGACGUGUCCUCUCGCACGGAUCGUGUUGCCGUGUUAUGUAUGUCUCUGCCAUCUUGUCGAUCCAAGCUGAUCUGGCGCCCACAUUGGACGCCCGGAGUCCACCAUCAAAGCCUCAUGCCGAUCGAGGUCGAGAAGGAAAAAGAGCUUUAUUUGGCUGGCAAAAAUAUAAAAAAAAACGUACACGACAUGGAAAUGAUAGAGUCGACGAAAGGGGGCUGAUAGAGAAAAAGGGAAUUAUUACAUUGCGCAAGAGCCCAUCCCAAUCCAUGCUCCCCCUCCCCAAACCCGUAGAUUCAAAUCAAACCCUCUGCUCUUGCUCAAAAAAAAAAUCACCUCUUCGCCAUGUGCAUGCCCCCGCCCCCCCAGCUAGAGAAGGAGGACAUGCAUACAUAGGGAAAUAAUUAGCAUCAACGUCGUUUAAGCUCCCGGCACCUCUUGCUCCCCCUCGUCUCGCGCUCGGUUGCUUUUAUCCCGCCCAACAGGUAUCAUGGGGUAUCUCGAUCCGGGUCGGCAUCCUCGACUAGUUCUGGGGUCGCCGUAUCUCCUCCUCUCCUGCUCGCGCUUGGUCGGUGGGCCAUGUCUCCUCCGCCCUCCCAAUGCUGAUAGUGGUAGUGGUGGU
Messenger RNA from Ilyonectria robusta, 905 nucleotides. RefSeq lists its product as uncharacterized. Bases 157 to 687 code for a protein of 176 amino acids. The record is from RefSeq and is a predicted model, not a curated record. Lineage: Eukaryota; Fungi; Ascomycota; Sordariomycetes; Hypocreales; Nectriaceae. The transcript has a single exon.